Molecule: messenger RNA, 1701 nt
Organism: Miscanthus lutarioriparius
Lineage: Eukaryota; Viridiplantae; Streptophyta; Magnoliopsida; Poales; Poaceae
Source: the annotation of a GenBank genome assembly
AUGGCGGAGCCGUGCCCGCCCGGCGGGAUCGACCCGCGCAGCGGCUUCUGCGCCGCGACGCGGACCUUCCACAGCCUGCGCCCGUCCGCCGAGCUCCCGCCGGACUCGCUCCCGGCCACCGCGGCCGCCUACGCCUUCUCCAUCCUCUCCUCCCCGCUCCCCGACCGCCCCGCCCUCGUCGACGCCGCCACCGGCAUUGCCGUCUCCUACCCGUCGUUCCUCGCCGCCGUCCGCUCCCUCGCGGGGGGCCUCUGGUCCGUCCUCGGCCUCCGCCCCGGGGACGUCGCCCUCGUCGUCUCACCGUCCCGCAUCGACGUCCCCAUCAUAGACUUCGCGCUCAUGUCCAUCGGCGCUGUCGUCUCGCCUGCCAACCCGGCGUCCACCGCCGAGGAGUACGCGCACAUGGUCGCGCUCUCCAGACCGGUCGUCGCGCUCGUGGCACCCGAGGUGGCCGCUAAGCUGCCGAGGAACCUCAGGUGCGUCGUCAUCGGCUCGGAUGAGUACAAGGGCCUGUCCUCCGCCGGCGGUGCGGCGCCGCCCCCGCCGGUGGCGGUGAAGCAGUCCGACACGGCGGCCGUGCUCUACUCGUCGGGCACUACGGGCCGGAUCAAGGCCGCCGCGGUCUCGCACCGCAACCUCAUCGCCGUGCUCUGCGCGCACAGGGACAACCGGGCUAUAGCGGACAAGGAGGCUGCCGAGGCCGGCCAGGAGCCGCUCCCGCCUACGGUGACGCUGUUCCCCCUCCCGCUCUUCCACGUGUUCGGGUUCAUGAUGGUGCUCAGGUCCGUGGCCAUGGGGGAGACCGCCGUCCUCAUGGACCGCUUCGACUUCAUCGCCGCGCUGCGCGCCAUCGAGCGGUACCGCGUCACGCUGCUCCCCGCGGCGCCGCCGGUGCUGGUGGCCAUGAUCAAGUCCGAGGAGGCGCGCCGCCGCGACCUCUCCUCCCUCAUCGUCAUCGGCAUCGGCGGCGCGCCACUCGGCCGCGAGGUCGCCGAGCGCUUCGCCGCCAUCUUCCCCAACAUCGAACUCGUUCAGGGCUACGGUCUGACGGAGACAUCUGGCUCGGCGGCUUCGACGGUUGGGCCAGAUGAGUGCAAAGCGUACGGUUCGGUCGGGAAGCUGGCAUCGCACUUGGAGGCGAAGAUCGUCAAUCCCUCCACCGGCGAGGCGCUGGGGCCGGGGCAGCGCGGCGAGCUCUGGGUCCGGGGACCAGUCGUCAUGAAAGGCAAGCGAGCUUUCUUAAUUCUCAAGCAGCAUGGUUAUGUGGGUGACUACGAGGCUACUGCAGCAACAGUGGAUUCAGAAGGCUGGUUGAAAACUGGUGACCUAUGCUACUUCAAUGAGGAUGGGUUUCUCUACAUUGUUGAUCGGUUGAAAGAGUUGAUAAAAUACAAGGGAUAUCAGGUACCUCCAGCCGAACUGGAGCAUAUCCUGAAUUCUCAUCCUGAUAUCAUUGACGCAGCAGUUAUCCCGUAUCCAGACGAAGAUGUCGGGCAAGUACCAAUGGCUUUUAUAGUGAGGAAACCGGGGUCAAACCUUACCGAGCAACAAGUCAUGGAUUUCGUGGCUAAACAGGUCGCACCGUACAAGAAAGUCCGUCGAGUGGCCUUUGUUUCUGCAAUUCCCAAAUCGCCUGCUGGGAAGAUCUUGCGGCGGGAACUUGUAGAGCAGGCCGUGUCCAUGGUUACCUCCAAGCUUUGA